Messenger RNA from Drosophila busckii, 1593 nucleotides. RefSeq names its product ubiquilin-4. The coding region runs from base 134 to 1375 and encodes 413 amino acids. Gene Ontology annotation, molecular function: polyubiquitin modification-dependent protein binding. The transcript has a single exon. The record is from RefSeq and is a predicted model, not a curated record. Gene Ontology annotation, cellular component: cytosol. Gene Ontology annotation, biological process: ubiquitin-dependent protein catabolic process. Lineage: Eukaryota; Metazoa; Arthropoda; Insecta; Diptera; Drosophilidae.
UUCAGUUAACAUACAGAACCGAGACCAGUCUAACAUUUCUCUCCGAACAGUCAACAACACAUAAAAUUCUCAUUUCCCAAAGAUUCUGCGGUUUGUUGGACAUUCUCUCAUUGGACAACUGUCUCAUCUUGACAUGGCUAUGUGCGUCCAAAGCAUCGAUAUUACGGCCAAGUCCGGCGGCAAUUCGGCGACUGUUUCGCUGCGUCACAACGAGCUCAUCAGCAAUUUGCGCGCUUUGGUUGCCGUGCGCUUUGAGCAGGCAAUCAAUUGCAUUGUGCUUGUCUUUGGCGGUCAGGUGCUGUUUGAUGUGGGCACCAUCGAUCUGCAUGGCAUUACCUCGGGUGUGACGGUGCAUGUGGUGCUCAAGCAGCAGCCACAGCUGGCAGCUGCUGCUAUGAGCAGCGAUAACAGCAGCAGCAGCAGCACCACCAAAAAAACCAGCUCGGAAUCCAGCUAUCGCAAUUUAAUCAACAAGAGUGUGGAGCUGUUCAAGUCGCUGCUGGAGGAUCGGGACACGUUGCGCGAUGUGCUGCAGAACGAUCCGCGCAUCAAGGCGCUGGUGGAGGAGAACUCAUCGUUUCGCCAUUACUUGAACAGCGAUCGCAACAUUGACGAGCUGCUCUCGACGGUCUGCAAUCCGGCCAAGGUGGAGGAGCUGCUGCGCAAGCGCGACUUGUAUGUGCUGCGCAUGGAAUGGGUGCCCGGUGGCUAUAGCCUGCUCAGUCGUCUCAACUAUUAUAUGCGUCAGCUGUACGAGGAUAACGUGGCGCUGAAGUAUCAGGAGACGGACGAUUUAUUUUACCACAACGAGGAUCCGCAGCGUGGCCGCGAGAACAAUAUGCCAUUGCCGAAUCCCUGGUGUCCCGAGCAGCUGCUCAUGGAGAAGCUAUUCGGCGCCAAUGUCGAGGAAAUCCUAGCGGAUGUACGCAAGCAAUGUGAUCACAUGAUGCACUGCCUGCGAACAGGCGAUGUGAGCAACGCCCUCAAGCAGGCCGAGACCAAGCGUUGGCAACUGAAGACUUAUGUGCACUCCAAGCGCUCACAGCUUAAGCUCAAGUUCAAACCAGUCACAGAGGCAGUUCUGUCGGCGCUCUGUAAGCCUCAAGCCCAAGCCCAGUCCCCAGCUCAGCCAGCAGCUGUAGCUCCGGUCGCGCUGCAAGCUGGGCCACAACCCAUCUUGACAAGAAGCAUGCCCUUGAAUCCAUUUGACUUCAUGUCCAGCAACGACACACGCUGGGAGCAGCACUUCCAGACGCAGCUGCUGCACUUGAGCGCUCUUGGCCACACGGAUCGCCAGCGCAAUAUCUGCGCUCUGCUCAUGUCCUUCGGCAACAUACAGACGGCGGUGAAGCUGCUGGAGCAGUGGAAUCGUUAGUCCGGACUCGAAACUAGUUUAUUGUUACAUAUGCAGUUCAUCAGCUGAUGCACUGGCUCUGGCUCUGUCAAAACGAAAUCAUGAAUGUUCCAACUAAUAAAUGGUCUUAUUCAUAUACAAGCGGAUUGAUUGAUUUUGCACUCCGGUGAACGGUGAACUGCACUCCAAACUUUUCAUUUCAUUUUGUUUGUACUACUUGCAAAAUAAAAAUAAAUCUC